CAUUGCACCAACAUUGCAUCGCAUCGCACCAACAUUGCAUCGCACCAACAUUGCAUCGCAUCGCACCAACAUCGUAUCAUUGAGUUUUUGUACUACAAGUAUGCAGCGCGCAUAUAUGCAGCCUGCACAGCAUAGUAACCAGUAUUUGCUCGAACACUGCAAAACAUUAGAACUUCAAAUCGUGAAAUUGACUAGCGAACGUGACACGCUCAAAUCGAUGUUUCAACAACUUUCAAGCGCUGUUCGGCUGCAUCAAACGGACUCGCUCGACCUUGACUGUACCCUCAUUUCCUCAGUUCCAGCUACUGCUAACCGGCCAACUCGCGUCAUCCAUCCGAAGAUUCGGUUUUGGACCAAUGACGACUUCUUAGGAUGGCUGGAUUCUCCCGACGGCCGUCGAGCUGACCGCGGGAAAGUGCCGUAUCUCGAGGAUGAGAACGGUGAUCCACUUACCGACCCGAUAGUCAAGUCUAUCCGGAAACUUCUUCGUGGUGCUUGGGCGGAGCUCGUCAGACGAGUCGACCCUACCGUGAAUAUCCUGCCUUCGACGCCAGACUCUCUCUUGGCACCAUCGCCUACUAUGCCUAACUCGUUAGCUGCCGAGUCCAUGCUACUGCUAUCCAGGUCUCACCCUACCACCCCUUCUCGAGCGCCGUCUCCAACAAUUCGUUUGUCUCCGAUAUUACUGCCCAACAAUCCCGAUUCUCGGCAGCUACCAGCUAUACCACCUGCUUCUCCGGAGUUUAUUGUAGCGGAGAAGGAGAAUAUUCCUCCACCAACGCCUGAUCCUAUUGCACCGCCAAUUAAAAUUAUAAUGACUAAUUCACUUUCUACGCUUGCGCUAGCUGCUGUCGGCACACUGAUCCCACCACUCCCACCCUCCAUCGAUCCUCCUCUCAAGGCUCCUCUAGCAAAUGACAGCGCUGAUUCGAAGGGUAAAAAAGGCAAGGCCGACGACUUCGCAAGCGGCAAGGGCACCAGUAAAACUAGCAAGAAGAUGCGUCCAAGCCCAACUAGAAACGGACGCAAUCUGUGUGCUCUUCGCUGGCUCAAGCAAAUCAAAACCGACGGGACAACAGAAGAGUUUUGUUUGUAUUACGUGGAUCUCACUGCAGAACAGCGCAAGAAUUAUGAUGACGAGGCAUCUGCGCUAGUUGCCAGCAACACUUGGGUGAAGAAUGUUUGCGAUGGAGCAAUGCACUAGUAGACACUCGACGUUCCCGCACCUCCUUUCGAUCUCGUACCUGCUUUUGACGUUCCCGCACCUGCUUUCG
Suillus subaureus is the source of this 1274-nucleotide messenger RNA. RefSeq lists its product as uncharacterized. The record is from RefSeq and is a predicted model, not a curated record. The transcript has 10 exons. The annotation marks the transcript as partial. Lineage: Eukaryota; Fungi; Basidiomycota; Agaricomycetes; Boletales; Suillaceae.